GGCCGCAGAGGCAGAAGAAGGGCUGUGGGCGAUCUGGUCCACGGCCGGGCCCGGAACCUGCACAAUGCUGUUGGCCCCUCAGGAAGGUUCCUCCUCGAGGAAGAGGACGGAGCUGAAUCGCUGGAGGCAGUUUACGAGGAAGCCAAACCCCCAGCCUGCCUUUGAUCCUGACAAUGUGGAACAUUGGAUGAAGAAAGUGGAGAAAGCCUCAGAAUUUGCUGUUUCCAAAGUUUUUUCUUCUGGAAAUUCAGAUGUAUCCAAAAGACUUCUGGACCAAAUUAUAGAUCUGGAAGCAUCUGAACAAAUAGAGGAUCAUGAUGAAAUCUAUGCUGAAGCUCAGGAGCUGGUCAAUGACUGGUUAGACAUCAGACUUCAACAGGAACUGGCCAGCGAUGGAGAAGAUGAUGCAGAAGCUGCUGUGCCGAGUGUCCCUCCUGUACUAGAAACACAUCACCAUUUGAAAUAUGACAAGUUUGAUGAUUUAUGUGACUAUUUAGAGGAAGAAGAGGAAGGGGACACUGUUAAAAAAUUUAUAGAUCAUCUUCUCCAUAAAGAUGUGGUGGAUUCUGGGGUGUUGGAUGAUCUUCGAAUGAAGGAAAACCAAGAUCAGAAGCAGCAGAAGGAUCCUCGUCUUACCAUGGAGAUGAGACAUAAGCAGGUAAAAGAAAAUCGCUUACGACGUGAAAAAAAACUGGAGUGCCAGCGAAUUGAAAGGAACCUGAAAAAAACAGCAAUUCUAGAGGCUCAGUAUCUGGUACAAGAAGAGAAGAAAAGGAAGGCUCUGGAAGCCAAGAAAGAGGAGGAAGAAAUUCGAAGGGAGAUGGUAAAGCUGCGGAGGGAGAUAAUUGAGAGAAGAGUCACUGUUGAAGAAGCGUGGAAAUUAGAGAAGAAAAAGCAAGAAGAACGUACUUCAAAAAAUCCAGAAAAAUGCGUGUUUCAAAAUGUUCAUAUUCAGCUGGAUGAAGAAAAAAUGGCAAAAGAAAGAAAGAAGAAAUUGAAAGAGUUAUUAAUUCAGACAUUCAAGGAAAAUCACCAGUGUCAAAAAAGGUAUUUUUCUGCCUGGCACAAGCUGAUUCUUGAUCAUAGGAUUCAGCUGGGGAAAGCCGGGACCCUGUCUGACUGGAAGCUUCAACUGAAGGUCCUGCGGGCCUGGAGAGACUAUACACGGUCCCAGAAGCUGAAGCGGGAGACUCAGGCCAUGGAAAAUGAACUCAGAGAAGAAAACAGAAAACAACAAGUGGCCACUGAGUAUAACAGGAAACAAGUUCUUCAGCACCACUUCACAGAAUGGCAGCACUGGCUUCGAGCAGAGACCCUCAAGAGAGAACUGACUGUGACAAAGGAGGAAACCAGAAAGAAAAUGAAUGCGCUGCUGGAGGCAGCGUCUCUAGGGAAACUCUGCACAGGUGGGUCAUCAGCCGUCGGUCCCCACCAGGAGGCAGCAGCUGUGGGAAAUCCACCAGAAAGCAGUGGAGAGGUGACUAUUGUGCCCCCUUUGUGGGAAGAGCCUCUUUCAGGGAGCAGUGGUUAUCUGCCCAGCCCAUCUGCAGAGACACCGACAGAGGGCAGCCUGCAGGUUCCCUUCCACAGUGCUCCUGACAAGGGUCAGCCCCAGCUUGUGGAUGCCCAGCCCGCCAGACCGCCCCGCCACAGAGAGAAGCUCCUGGCCACUAGCCAGAAAGAAGUGCCCAUUUGUGCGGGGCGUGCUCAUAGCCGCCAGGCCUUCCAGCAGCAGCUGAUUGAGAAGCAGAAGAAGAAACUUCAGGAACAGAAGAAGGUCAUUCUGGAGCUGAAGGAAAAGCAGCGGCUGACAGAGGCGCGGUGGGCAAGGGAGCUUGCCGCGGCAGUGACCAGCACACAGAUCCGCCUCCUUUCAAACCCCAGAGAAGAGACAAAAAGAACCAGAAAAGUCCUUUCUGAUUUGCCUCUUGCUUCCCCUGGAACUGAAGAUUGUCAAAGUGAUUCCCGAAAUUCUCUUUCCGGACUCAAAAAGAGUCCGCAGCAGAAGAUGGCACCUCAUCCCAUACUGAAAGCCAUGGAAGAGAGAGCAGUUCAUCGAACAGAACGUAGACGAAUCUUGGCAGAAAAGAAGAAGCAAAAAGAAGAGGAGAAAUUGGCACAGUUAAAGGCACAAGAGGAAGAGCAUCAGAAGAGGGAAGCAGAAGAAAAGGAAGCACAGCUUAAGAAAAAAAGAGAAGAGAAAAGACUGAUGAAGAUGAAAGAACUAGAGAGGCAGAAGAGAAUUCAGAGGAAUCAGCAGCUGGAGGCGUUAGCCAGAGAACAUUAUGAAAGGGUCUUGCUGAGGAAAAAAGGUCUGGAACCUUGGAAGAAAUUAAGACUGCAAAGCGAGCAAAACCUACAGGUCGCCAGAGAACACUACUCUCUGGCCCUCCAGAGGAAAUGCCUGCUCACCUGGUGUCAGUGGAGUCGGGAAAACAUGGUCAAGAAGACAGCUCAGAGUGAUCAGUUUUAUUCGCAAAUGCUGCUCCGAAGAGCCGUCCGGCACUGGGCACAGUACUUGGCUGCUAUGAAGGAAGAAAUACAGAAGAUACGUGAGCAUUUUCUUCAGAAGAAGAUUUUCAGGGCUUGGUGGAAUGUAGCCAGGGAGGCCAAACUGCAGUCUCAGAGGAAGCAGGAGGUUGCAGCAGAGCACCAUACCAGGAGGACUGCCUGGAUUACAUUUCAGACAUGGAAGACAUUCACAAGACUUAUGAAAGAGGAAAGGGUGAAAGAAGAACGGCGAGAGCAGCUCCGCAGGAAGGUGGCCGAAAUCCUUCCAGACUUCCGGGCACCAUCCCCACCCUGACUGUACCCGCAGAUGCAAGAGACAUCUUCGUGUGCCGGUGCACAUGGCCUCGUCUGGUGCUCAGGACGAGUUGCCCCAGGUUCUUUGGAGCCCUGCAUCGACAUGGCCAGCGUUCUAUCCAUUGCAUCCUGAAUCAGAUGAGUUAUUCGGAAGAACUCAUACUUUUCAUCUUUGAUAUCUCUUGGAUUACUAAUCAGUGUUCCAAAGCAUUUAUCACAGUGGGAACACCCAAAGGAACAGUCUAGAGCUCUACUGCUCAAAUAUAUCCUAUAUAUUUUUAGCAUUGUAAACUUUAAAAAAGCCAAGUGUUUGCUGGCUUGAGCCUGUGAGAAAAAUGUGUCCUUAUAGCUCAGUAUGAGUUGCUGACAAAUGUAACUUUAAUUAAAUAGAAAUGAAGAACAAGUAAUUGGGGUCAGGGAUGUAGCUCAGUGCUGGAGUGCAUGCUUCACAUGUAGGAGGCCCUGUGUUCUAUCCCUGACAGCCUCCCCCCAAACCAAACAUACUGAGUCAUUGUCACUGUGGUCAGUCUUCAAGAACCUUAGCAUCAGCAAAUGACCAGCAGAUUCCAGCAGACCCUGUGCCUUUGGCCCACCCAUAAGAAAACCAUAUAUCAGGGCCAGAGUGACAGUACAGAGGGUUGGACAUUUGCCUUUCAUGUGACCGACUCAGGUUCAAUGAGCACCACCAGGAGUUAAUUCCUGAGUGCAGAGCCAGGAGUAACCCCUAAGCAUUGCCAGGUGUGACCCAAAAAGCAAUAUAUAAAUAAAUAAAGGAGACCAUUUAUCAAAACCACAUACAUACAUUGCUGCUGCAAAGAUCAGAGAAAGGCCCCAAAGACUCUCUCUCCAGUGCACCUUAAUAUGCAUGAAGGGAAUCCCCAAAGCUAAUGCCUAUCAAAACAAGCCAGCAAUUCAGUAAAAUGCCUGGUGGUGAUCCCAGAUACAAAUUCUAAACAAAUGAACCCAAUCGGUCUGCUCCACAGCUCAAAUCAGUUUGAUCUACAUAACCAGACUUAAAAGACCGAGGAAACACUCCUUCUGUGAACUGUCUUGAACUGCCUGCCAGUAAAGUUAUGUCAUUAUAAGCAUAUGCUAAUUACACUAAAUUGGAGCUGUCAAUAAAAAAACAACAAAACAAAGUCCUUUGAAGCCUUGAGGAACUAUUUGGUAAGUUGAAAAUUUGAAGUGGUAAAUAAAAUUGUGUUAUUUUCUCUCACUUCCUGGAAAGAAUAGCUGGCUUUGGGGACGGAAGCAAUGGUACAUAGUGGGGAGGGCAUUUGCCUUGAAUUCAACUGACCUGGGUCGAUUCCUGGCACCCCGUUUGGUCCCCCCAAGCCUGCCAAGAGUGAUCCCUGAGCACGGAGCCAGAAAUAAGCCCCGAGCACUGCCAGUUGUACCCACAUCCAAAAAUGGCUUUGUCACCUACAAAAUGAUGUAUUACAUGCUUUUCUGUGGAAAGAUGUAUGUGUUACUGUUAUAA
Molecule: messenger RNA, 4285 nt
Organism: Sorex araneus (European shrew)
Lineage: Eukaryota; Metazoa; Chordata; Mammalia; Eulipotyphla; Soricidae
Gene: CCDC191
Product: coiled-coil domain containing 191
Exons: 17
Coding region: 65-2806 (913 amino acids)
Molecular function (GO): phosphatase binding
Source: RefSeq, a predicted model, not a curated record